This is a messenger RNA of Uranotaenia lowii, 1374 nucleotides long. It is a transcript of the gene Su(P), whose product is annotated as prostaglandin E synthase 2. The record is from RefSeq and is a predicted model, not a curated record. NCBI's taxonomy places the organism in Eukaryota, Metazoa, Arthropoda, Insecta, Diptera, Culicidae. The coding region runs from base 107 to 1312 and encodes 401 amino acids. The transcript has 3 exons. Gene Ontology annotation, molecular function: prostaglandin-E synthase activity. Gene Ontology annotation, cellular component: mitochondrion.
AAGGUGUUUCUCAUCCUGCCAGAGAGGAAAGGAAUCAAUUUUCGAUUGUUAUUUGUUUUGAUAACUUUGUGCAGUGAAAUUUACGGGCGCUGAUCGAUUUUACGUAAUGGCAAGCUACCGGCUUGGUGCCGCCGCAGGGCGCUCUCUGUUUCGUGUUUCGGCUCAACAACAAUGUCGAUGGAUGUCUGUGCCGCAAAAUCACAGCACAAGUCUGGUGGCCGCAGCAUAUCGUUUCGCUAGUUCCAGUGCAGGACGGCAAUCAAAAGGCGGUACCCUGCGGCUGGCUUUGAAAGGGAUGGCCAUUGGUGCGGUUCUCGGAACAGGAUGGUCUGGGUAUAACUAUUUUAAAGGUGAACCCUCGGACCACAUGAUACACGAGCACAAGGGCCCAACCGUAUUGAACCGGCUGCCAGACGUCAAAAUCAUGCGAAAGGUUGUUAACCCACGGGAUGAUUCCGGGCUGGAACUGGUGCUGUUCCAAUUUCAAACUUGCCCGUUUUGCUGCAAGGUUCGUUCGUUCCUCGAUUACAGUGGCCUGUCAUAUUCGGUGGUGGAGGUAGAUGCCGUCCUGCGCCAAGACAUCCGUUGGUCCGACACCAAGAAGGUACCGAUCAUGUUGGCCAAAACGAAAACCGGCAAAUACGUUCAGCUAACGGAUUCCAGUAUGAUAGUUUCGGUAAUUUCGAGCUACCUAAAGGACAAAAACCAAGACAUCGGUGAACUGGCCAAGUUCUAUCCCUCCAUAUCGUUUGUCAACGAUGCGGGUCGAAAAACGAACGACAUCAUGAACAAGUAUUUCCUCAUGUUGCAGGAUGCCAAGCAACAGUCCCAGAAUGAGGCACAAGAGGAAGAGCGCAAAUGGCGUUCCUGGGCUGACGAUCAUCUGGUGCACCUGAUCUCGCCGAACGUUUAUCGGACCAAGGACGAAGCUUUCGAGACGUUCGAAUGGUUCUCGGAGGUGGGCGAGUGGGAUGUUCAUUUUCCCCGGUGGGAGCGUAACUUGAUGGUGUACGCGGGCGCAAUCGCCAUGUGGGCCAUCAGCAAGCGGCUCAAGCAACGGCACCAGCUGUCGGAGGAUGUCCGGUCCCACAUCUAUGACGCUUGUGAUAAGUGGAUCGCUGCAAUCGAGAAGAAAAACACUCCGUUCCAUGGUGGCAAGAAGCCUAAUUUGGCUGAUUUGGCAGUUUAUGGGGUGCUCAACAGCAUGGAAGGAUGUCAAGCGUUUAAAGAUUGUCUGGAGAACACAAAAAUUGGUAGCUGGUUCUAUGCAGUGCGACGAGAAGUCAUGACGAACCGAGGACAAAUACUGUAGAAAUUGGGCGCGUUAACAUGAUUGUUAAUAUAGUGUUCUGUUUUUGAAAUAAAGCAUCAUCC